Serinus canaria (Common canary) is the source of this 470-nucleotide messenger RNA. RefSeq names its product potassium inwardly rectifying channel subfamily J member 16. The transcript has a single exon. The record is from RefSeq and is a predicted model, not a curated record. Gene Ontology annotation, cellular component: plasma membrane. Gene Ontology annotation, biological process: regulation of monoatomic ion transmembrane transport; potassium ion import across plasma membrane. Gene Ontology annotation, molecular function: inward rectifier potassium channel activity. The annotation marks the transcript as partial. NCBI's taxonomy places the organism in Eukaryota, Metazoa, Chordata, Aves, Passeriformes, Fringillidae.
UUUCCAAUGAACAAGGAGAACAACUCCUGGGGCCUUCUGUGAGCUGGGGCAGAGAUGAGGAAGAUGAACGACCAAAGCGGCUGCUACAGGCCCGUAAAAAUCCAGGGAAACAAAGUCAGCUACGGCGGCGCCUGUGGGGACGGCCCCGAAAAGGAGGCGAAGAGGCUGCAGAAGAGAUUUCUCCACAAGGAUGGCAGCUGCAACGUCUACUUCAAGCACAUCUUCGGGGAGUGGGAGAGCUACGUGGUGGACAUCUUCACCACGCUGGUGGACAUCAAGUGGCGCCACAUGUUUGUGAUUUUCUCCCUGUCCUACGUGCUCUCGUGGCUGUUCUUCGGCCUGGUGUUCUGGCUGAUCGCCGUCCAGCACGGCGACCUGUUCAGCAACGAGGAGCUCACCCCCUGUGUGGCAAACGUGCACAGCUUCACGGGAGCCUUCCUGUUCUCCCUGGAGACCCAGACCACCAUCGG